AUGCAAGAUUUUACUUGCAUAAAUUAUGCUCAUGACGUAGUGCAAAAGGCCAGAUUUGUUGUAAUUUUGGUGGUAUUUUCCAUUGGUCUUUACAGCAGAAAUCGAUUUUAGAUGGUAUCUUGAGGAAUAUAGGUAAUCUGAAUUGUAGUACCGAAGGGACCGUCAUUAAAUAUUAAGAAAAAAAGGAUCCCAACCCUCCUUAUCAAUGCAAAUGACUCUUUUGUGUGCAGCCACAGCUCCUGUCUGGAGCGGUGAGAUGGAUUUUUAAUUAUGUGUGACUAAAACAAACUGUGGCAAAGAUUUUAAAAGGGGAGAACCUCAGAAAAUAAGACACAUUUACGAAUAUCAAGACAGUGACUGCUUGGUGGUGAGAGCACUGAACCAUGGACCCUCAGGAUCUCCCUGCUGCUGACACACCCCUCACUGUCAAUGAACAGCCAUUAGGUUCCUGCACUUUGAAAUUCCCUACCAAAAACAACCAGGUGAUAGUGAUGUCUGGUCAUGAGACCAUCCGUGUCUUGGAAGUGGAGGUAGAUCAAGCCUCUCUUCCAUCCUCAGUGCCUGAUGGGAGGACUGGUUUGGGGGGUGAGGAUGUGAGUAAUCAGGCUAUGCAACCUGAGGCAGGAACACAGGACAGCCCGCCAGCACCCCACAACACUGGGGGAGUAGGUGAGCCCUUUGUAGGAUACCGAUACGUGCUGGGGGAGCAGGUGGUGGCUGUGGAUUCUGAAGCCUCUGCUGUCCAGAAUCUUGCUCAGACUGCAGUUCCCAUCAGUGUAUCCCUGUCGCAGCCACAGGCCACCAUGCCCAUCACUGUGCAGAGCUUGCAGGGCUGUCAACAGGUCCUGACCCAGGAUGGUCUGGCCACUCUGAUGACAGGGAUGAUGGCCCAGACAGGCUCCCUGGGCCAGCCCCUGCUCAUCCCCCUCAGCAUGGCAGGGUCCAUGGGGGGCCAAGGCCUGGCUGUCCUCACCUUCCCCACCAGCAACGUAGCCACACUCCCUGGCCUUUCAGCUGCCAGCCAGUCCGGAGGCCUCCUCAAACUACCCUUUGCCGGCUUACAAGGCUUGCAAACAGCCACUGUGCUAAACCCUGUCCAGGCCCAGCAGACGGUUUUCCAGUCUCAGACAGCAUCACUACAGCAGGUCCAGGCAGCUAUGCAGCAGGCUCAGCAGAACACGCAGGUGACCGCAGCCCAACUGGCCCGGGCCAUGCCAGCCGUCUCUCAGCCCAGUGUGUCUGUGGCAACACUCCAUUCUGCAGGCCUCUCCAUCAACCCUGCCAUUAACAAUAUGUUCUGGAUGCCUCCGUUUCAAUCCUCUCAGAUCAGUGCUGCAUCUCUAGGGGCUCAGCCUCAGUUCAUCAGCUCCCUUACAUCCACUCCCAUCAUCACCAGUGCCAUGUCUGGAAUCACCAGCCAGAUCAUCACCAACGCACAGGGACAGGUGAUUGGAACCAUCCCCCUGAUGCUGAACCCUGCCUCACUGACAGGAGGGGCUGCUACUCAGGCUCUGAAUCUCCAGGGCUUUCAAGGCCUGCAGGUCCAGACAGUCCAGCCACAGCUGGUUCUGAACAACCAGGGCCAGAUCAUUGCCACCAUAGGGAAUGGACCUGCUACAGUCCCCACUUCUGCUGCGGUUAUUCCCAAGCCUAAUGUUCCUGUGACAUUCUCCAAGCCCAGCACCCAGGCUCAGGUAACAACUGUUACGCAGUCACCUGUGGUCAUCGCCCCACAACCGUCUGCAAUGAAGACAGUCACGCCAAUCUCCUCCUCAGUCCCUAUCACCUGUGGGGAGACACCCACUGUGGGCCAGCUCGUCAGCAAGCCACAGCAAGGGUGCACAGAUGAGGAGGGCAUUAAUCUGGAAGAGAUUCGAGAGUUUGCCAAGAACUUCAAGAUCCGCCGGCUGUCCCUGGGGCUGACGCAGACACAAGUGGGACAGGCCCUCACGGCUACAGAGGGACCGGCCUACAGCCAGUCUGCCAUCUGCAGGUUUGAGAAGCUGGACAUUACACCCAAGAGUGCUCAGAAGCUGAAGCCUGUGCUGGAGCGGUGGCUGGCUGAAGCAGAGCUGUGGAACCAGAAGGGUCAGCAGAAUUUGAUGGAGUUUGUGGGUGGUGAGCCGUCCAAGAAACGCAAGCGUCGCACCAGCUUCACCCCGCAGGCCAUCGAAGUGCUCAACACCUACUUUGAGAAGAAUGCCCUGCCAACGGGCCAGGAGAUUACGGAAAUCGCUAAGGAGCUCAACUACGACCGUGAGGUUGUGCGUGUAUGGUUCUGCAACAGGCGGCAGACACUGAAAAACACCAGCAAGAUCAAUGUGUUUCAAGUGCAGCCGUAAGCCUGUGCAGUAGUAAGUGGCCAUUGACUAGUAGGUAAGUUGGAAGGACCGCAUAAUCAGCUAAAGAAAAACAUUUUGUAAAGACCGUAACACAGUCAACCUUAGUAAGUUAAAAAUUAUAUGGACACUGAAUGACACGAACCGAGUCUUACUAUAUG
This is a messenger RNA of Coregonus clupeaformis (lake whitefish), 2500 nucleotides long. Its product is annotated as POU domain, class 6, transcription factor 1-like. Gene Ontology annotation, biological process: regulation of transcription by RNA polymerase II. The transcript has 12 exons. Gene Ontology annotation, molecular function: RNA polymerase II cis-regulatory region sequence-specific DNA binding; DNA-binding transcription factor activity, RNA polymerase II-specific. NCBI's taxonomy places the organism in Eukaryota, Metazoa, Chordata, Actinopteri, Salmoniformes, Salmonidae. The record is from RefSeq and is a predicted model, not a curated record. The coding region runs from base 384 to 2342 and encodes 652 amino acids.